Rhododendron vialii is the source of this 1468-nucleotide messenger RNA. Its product is annotated as F-box/FBD/LRR-repeat protein At3g26920-like. NCBI's taxonomy places the organism in Eukaryota, Viridiplantae, Streptophyta, Magnoliopsida, Ericales, Ericaceae. The record is from RefSeq and is a predicted model, not a curated record. Bases 371 to 1246 code for a protein of 291 amino acids. The transcript has 4 exons.
AUGCCACGCUGUGCAUUGGUGGAGAUGGACUCUCCAGAGCUGGCCAAAGAACUUGUACAAGCAAUGAGCAAUCAACCCUUCAUGGUUUUUGGGAUGCCGAGGCCUGUUAGGGUAUGUGCUACUGAAAUGGAGAUGUUCGAGGAUCGCCCACAAAAGCCUGGGACGAAGAUCACUUGCCAGUGGUUAGAGCCACAGAACCCUGAUUUCACCAUUGCGAAGAAGCUUAAGGAGUUGACAAGGAGACAUGCAGCUAAAGCCUCAUUCUUGCAUCAGUAUCAACUGGAAGAGGAAGAGAAUCUUGCAAAGCAACAGGCAGAGACCCUUGAGGCAAAUUAUAAGAAGUAUGAGCUGAUAGAAAAAGUCCUCAAGGAUGGCACUGCAAAAAGGUUGGGUCAUCGUUAUGGCAUCAACGAAUUUAAUGCUUGAGAGGUAUGUCGAUACAGAUGAUGAGUCAAUCGAUAGCCUCAUCAGUGGUUGCCCUGUGCUUGACGAAUUGAGUAUGAGAGAAUGUGUUGGGAUAGAUGUACGUGUUGUAAAGAUUUUGGCACCUGUGCUCACAAGUUUGGCUAUGUAUUAUUUGUAUUUCAAUUACUGGGAAAUUAUGGAUUUUCCCGAGCACUCCUACAAGAUUGUGCUUGAGACCCCAUCUCUUCGGUUCCUUGACAACAUGGAUAAUGUUGCAGAAGGUUAUUCAUUACAAAGCUUAAGUCAUCUGGCUGAAGCUCCUAUUUCUAUUUUUCAAACCACCGAUCAAUUUGAGUCAGAUAACUCAGAUUAUUCUGAAGCUGUAAGUGAUUUUCUCAAGGGCUUAUCCAGCGUACAACGUCUAUCCUUAUCUGGUGAAUUUAUGGGGGUUAUGUACGCUGCAAAUUGCCAAAUGCCAAAGUUUCAUUGCAUGACUUACUUGGAGCUUGGUGCAACCGGGGAUGAUACUGUGGUAUGGACAUUGUUGCCAGAGUUGCUAGAGAAAUCGCCAUAUCUAGGGGCCCUUGUGUUUGGCGAGGUACAUUCCGGUGAACCUUUUGGUCGAGAGCCUGUACAGUGUUGGAAUCCACCUCAAAGCGUGCCUUCUUGUUUGCUCUUUCACCUCAAGGAGAUAGAGUUUAAGUUCUUUGAAGGGCAGAAAGAUGAGCUGAAACUGUUGGAUUAUUUUCUGAACAUUGCAAAAGUUUGGGAGAAGGUGAACAUGCAUUAUUACAAUCGACACAGAAACUGGACAGCAGUAAGUAUUACACCACGACACUAAGCAAGAGCUGUAGGUUUUAAGAAAAUUUUGAUGAUGUGAAGGGCUCAAGGACCUCUCAGACUGCAAUUCCGUAGUAUCUGGUUUGUUUUCGGUAUUUCCAGUUGUUCUUGUCAAAUUUGCUUGUGAAAAUCGUUUUGCUACCGUGAUGUUGGAUGCGGAAUUGUGACAGCUUCAUAAAGUACUGUGUGAGUUGUCCUUAUCCUUUGAUUUUUGGUUCUUUAA